AAAACUCUCAUCGUUACCACAUUGUUGUCUAAACCAUUUGUCAUGAAAAAUCCAAAGGCCACAAAUGAAGAUAAUUUAUAUCAUGGAUUUUGUAUCGAUUUACUGAAGGAAAUUGCCCGUCGUUUAGAUUUUAAAUAUGUUAUCCAUGUAGAGAGUGACAUGAUAUACGGUGCUAAGAAGAAUGGUACCUGGAAUGGCCUGAUCGGUGAAUUAGUAGAAAAGAAAGCAGAUUUGGCCUUCGCUGAUUUAACUAUUACAGCUGAACGUGAAGAAGUGGUGGAAUUUACAAAACCUUAUUUAAAUAUGGACGCCACAGCGUUAUUGAAGAAAAAAAACAUUGACGAAGUCAAUCGUGUAUUUGCUUUUACUAGACCUUUCUCGAUGAAUGUUUGGAUCUCGAUCAUCAUCUCAGCCUUUAUCGUUGCUCUUUACUUAUGGCUCAUUGGCCGAUUUAGUCCUUACGAUUGGUAUUUUGAUCCACCUCCAAGUAGUACUGGAGAUGAAUCGAAUUUUUCCAAUAGUUUGUGGUUUGUUGUAGGUGCUUUUAUGCAACAAGGUACUGAAAAUACACCUCGUUCUAUGUCAUGCCGCACUAUUGGUUUCUUUUGGUGGCUAUUUGUGCUGGUUAUUAUCUCUAGUUAUACUGCCAACUUGGCUGCAUUUAUGACACAUAGUCAGAUUACGACUGAAAUUCAAACUUUAAAAGAAUUAGCUCAUUCUUCCAUUACUUACGGCACUGUCCGUGAUAGUCAAUUGCAUGAAUAUUUUAAAUAUGCAGAAUUGCAUACCUACGAAGAUAUGUGGCUUAAAAUGAAAGCAAAUCUAAGUAAUGCUUUAGUUGAGACAUCGAUCGAAGGUGUGGAAAAAGUGCAAAAUAGCACUUACCCGUAUGGUUUUAUUUGGGAUACGCCAUAUUUAGAAUAUAUUGUCAAUCAUAAGGAUUGCAAUCUCUUCUAUUUGCGUGAAACUUUCGAUUCUAAAGGCUACGGAAUUGCA
This is a messenger RNA of Trichoplax adhaerens, 996 nucleotides long. RefSeq lists its product as uncharacterized. Gene Ontology annotation, molecular function: glutamate-gated receptor activity; transmitter-gated monoatomic ion channel activity involved in regulation of postsynaptic membrane potential. NCBI's taxonomy places the organism in Eukaryota, Metazoa, Placozoa, Uniplacotomia, Trichoplacea, Trichoplacidae. Gene Ontology annotation, biological process: monoatomic ion transport; synaptic transmission, glutamatergic; modulation of chemical synaptic transmission. Gene Ontology annotation, cellular component: postsynaptic membrane; plasma membrane. The transcript is spliced from 3 exons. The annotation marks the transcript as partial. The record is from RefSeq and is a predicted model, not a curated record.